AUGUACGGAAAAAAUAAGACUAUCAAUGCUCCAUCUGAUAUUCACGCAAAAGAAAAACUAAAUCUCUACGUUUAUGAGUAUUUAUAUCAUAUCGGUGCCGCAAAAGCUGCUCAGGGUUUUUGUGCGGAUAUGAAAUGGGAACCGAAUAAAAUGUCACUUGGUGAACCACCCGGAUUUUUGCUUAGUUGGUGGUGUGUAUUUUGGGAUUUAUAUAGUGCUGCACCUGAACGUCGUGAUCAACAUCCACAUUCUGAAGAAGCCAAAGCUUUUCAUGAUUAUGGAUUUAUAAAUUCAAAUGGCAUGCCUCCUCAACAAAAUCCGAAUCCGAGUGGUCCACCACCAAUGCCAAUGGGUGUUCCUGAAGGAAUGCAUAAUCCAAACGUACCAUUUUUUCCCCCAUCGGGACAACAUAUGAUGAAUCAGUAUCCCCGUUAUCCAAAUGCUCCACCACGUUCACUUAUUCGUAUGCCACAGCAAUCAGAUUAUCCCGGUGGACCCGGUAUGCCACCACAAAUGGAUAGCGGUCGAAAUGGUAUGCGAAUGACAUCUCCGGGUGCUAGAAUGCCAUCGAAUCCCAUGGGCCAUCCAGGUCCUGGUGGACAAUUACCAAAUACUUAUCGACCUCAAGUCAUGUCACCAUCGAUCAAUCAACCUGGACCAAGAAUGCACAUUACUAAUUCACCAGGAGUUGGCUAUUCAUCAUCGUCACCUAUCCCUUAUGGAACUCCCUGUCCGACAGGUCAUGCACCGACAACACCAACUAUGAUGCCGAGCCCACAAGAUCCAAAUAAUCCAGAAAUGCAACCAUAUACUAUGAGAAAUAUGCCUCCUGGAAUGGGCCAUGGACCAAAUCCUAUGUAUCACGAUCCACAUCUAUCUCAUAUUCCACCUGAUAUGACACAUCAUGGUGAUUAUGAUCAACAAAUGAAACAAUCACCUAAUCAACAACAGCAGCAGCAGCAGCAACAACAACAACAACAACAAUCUCAACCACCGCUACCACCUGAUGCCACAAAUUAUAAUUAUUCAGAAGAUCCAAGCAAUGAUACAAACGCUAUACUGAAACUAAAAGAAUCGAUGCAAGAAGAAGUUAAGAAAUUUGAUAAAACACCGAAUAGUUCACAUAAUGAUGAUUAUAAUCAUUUUGGUUCAAUUGGUUAA
This is a messenger RNA of Rotaria socialis, 1161 nucleotides long. The record is from the annotation of a GenBank genome assembly. NCBI's taxonomy places the organism in Eukaryota, Metazoa, Rotifera, Eurotatoria, Philodinida, Philodinidae.